Molecule: messenger RNA, 1108 nt
Organism: Cryptomeria japonica (Japanese cedar)
Lineage: Eukaryota; Viridiplantae; Streptophyta; Pinopsida; Cupressales; Cupressaceae
Product: photosynthetic NDH subunit of subcomplex B 4, chloroplastic
Exons: 6
Coding region: 172-729 (185 amino acids)
Biological process (GO): photosynthetic electron transport in photosystem I
Cellular component (GO): chloroplast thylakoid membrane; NAD(P)H dehydrogenase complex (plastoquinone)
Source: RefSeq, a predicted model, not a curated record
UAAACAACUUGAGAAUGCUAAGAAUAGAAGAUUGAAGGAAGACCACCCUUUAAUAACGGGACAAUCACCUUAUCUGGUUACCACGACAUAAUAUCAUCUACCCAGAAUAAUAUCAUCUACUAAACGUUUUCAGUAGAAUAAUAUCAUGCAUUCGAAAUAGCUACGGCAAUAAUGGCUACCGCUUCUGCAACUCUGGUCGGUAGUCCUAUUCGUCCUCUUCGACACCACAGCGAGAAAACGCAUUGUAAAAUCUCUCACACAUGGGCUCAGGUUCAAUGCUACCAGGGAUCGCGUUUCAGUACUUGUCACAGUCAAAAUCAGGCUAAGGUUGGAAGCAGCAGGCUAAGGGCAGGUUCAUGGAGAAUUCAUGCUUUUCCAGAUUUGUCUUGGUAUAGCUUGGCAGUUGAGCAGCUGCCAGAGAUAAUAGAAAGGUCAAAUUGGCAUCUAGACGAAGAAGCUACUAAGAAUGUUUAUACUUUUUAUAUAUGUUUCACCAUCUGGGGAUGCUGUGUUUUUGGAUCUAUGAAAGACCCAUUUUAUGAUGGUGAUCCAUACCGAAAAGAUGGUGGAGAUGGAUCUCAAAACUGGAUGUAUGAGAAGGAAGAACAGGAUGAAGCAUCAGCAAGGGAGGAACUUUUGAGAGAGGAGUUAAUUCAGGAAAUAGAAAGGAAAGUUGGAGGGCUGAGCAAGCUUGAAGAAGCAGAGAAAAAGGAGAAGGAACCAGUCUAACUGGCAUGCCAUAGUCAGUAAUUGUAAAAGAAACAUUUUUUCAUCUCUGCCAGCUGAUCAUUGUAUAUUUCUAUGCAUCUGUUGAUGCACUAUAGUUUGAAAUGGAUGCUUACCAUUGCAUCCAAUGAUCCUAUGGUUCGAGGAUACAUCAUACCACAGAAGGAUCACAAAUCUAAGAGACCUGGUUAUGGCCUGUAAAAAAUCCACCAGUAUUAUUGCUCAAGAAUAUAAAAAAGACAGCAAUGGUGUAUGCUAAUGAUCAGCCAUGGCAUAGGAACAAACGCAAAACUGUACACUGUUAGUAAUUUGAAUACUAAGCAUCUUAGUUAUUGGAUAUUGCCAACUUAUGUCAAAAUGGGUGAGGCACGGUUGUAAGGGU